GUCAAGCGCAAAGCUUUGUGUUGAAAUUGCUGCAGAUUUGCAGCUUUUUUCGUUUAUAUUUAGUCGUGUAUUGAGUUCAAAGUGAUAGCAAGUUUAUUACGAAAUUUUUUAGUUAUUGCGUGUAUUUAAAUAAUACGCGAAAAAUACAUAAAUGCUCCGUAGUGGUGAUAAAUGUAAUAAAAGCCGAGCCAUAUAGUCCAAUGACUAGUCGUGAUUUUUAGGUAGUUGAUGUAAAAGACGCUUUCAUUGAAUGUUUUAAAAUAAUUAAUUCUUUGUUUUUUUAUUGGAUAUUACUAAUUUUGUUAAUUAGAAAGAAGAAUUUUGUUUUCUAUGAAAACAAUUUGCACCUCUUUGCAAGUUAAAGGAAUAUAUUCAUCUUUACGUUUUACGAUUGAAGUCACGAGUUUUAUAAGGAUUAUAUACUGUUAAAAAACAAGCUUAUGACUGGCGUGAAAUAAUGAUGAAUAUGAAGAUGAAUUGUUAACCCUAACCUCAAUUGUUUCCAAAUUCAAGACGGCGCAAAGGGACCAGAGUAGCCGUAACGAAACUGGAUAUAUCACAAAUUUAUUAAAUUCUUUCAAUUUGUCUAGUAACGUGCCUGUGAAUAAUCUGUCAAGGUGGAGAGAGGAGUCAAGUAGUCAAGAAACUUAUAGUGCCAGCAAAAGACUAGGUUUUAGUUGGGGAGGGAUGCCUCGCAGUAAGCGAAGAGCGCCCUCCAGUACAAAUCAUAAUUCUAGGGAAAUGUCACCUAGUGCUCAGGAAGAUGGUAUGCCAAGGCAUCCUUCGAAAAGACUCAGACAUACCUCUAAUGCUAGGCGUUAUUCAAAAACAGAAGAUGUCACAAGUACGUCAUUUUCACAAAAAAAAUGCAUUGCAUGGUUCAGGGAGUAUACAACACCAGAUGAUCCCGAUACACUUGGUCCAGAUGGAAUGGAAAAGUUUUGUGAAGAUAUUGCCGUAGAACCAGAAAAUGUAGUGAUGCUGGUUUUAGCGUACAAAAUGAAUGCUCGUCAAAUGGGCUUCUUUACAAUGAACGAGUGGCUCAAAGGUCUUUCAGAAUUGCAAUGUGACUCAAUUCAUAAAGUACAACACAAACUUGAAAGUCUCAGGAAUUUGUUGAAUGAUCCUCUUACAUUCAAGGGGAUUUACAGAUACGCUUACGAUUUUGCUAGGGAUAAGGAUCAACGAAGUAUGGAUAUGGAAACAGCAAGAGUAAUGUUACAAUUACUUUUAGGAAAGCAUUGGCCCCUAUUUUCUCAAUUUGCACAAUUUCUUGAUCAGUCCAAGUAUAAAGUUAUCAACAAGGAUCAAUGGUGUAACAUCUUGGAAUUUUCGCGGACAAUUAAUCAUGAUUUGUCAAAUUACGAUCUAGACGGGGCUUGGCCUGUGAUGCUUGACGAAUUUGUCGAGUGGUUGAAGGUUCAAAGAGGAAUUGUAUCAACGGAAACGCGUAUCAGCUGAAACGUCGAAUCAAAAAUGAAAGGACAAUUUUUAAAAAAAAUAUCCAUCAACGCGACAACAUUCUUCUUCUUCAUCAUCUUCUUUAUAAACUAAUUUUGUUAAUUUUGAAAUUGUUUCUGGUACCGUCGACAGUUCGUUAUCAAAUUAAUAAUUUUGUUUCUGUUUUUUUUUCUUUUUUAAAUAAUUAGAGCUUACCUUAAGUAGCUUGUGACCUAGAUAACUCGUAAAUAACUGUGAAUGACUGUGUCCAAAGUUUAAGGCUCUGCUGAUUUGUAGCUUGACAUUUGUGUUUUGUCUGUCGGUAAUAAAUCCAUCAAGUGUUUACGUAUAUCCACUUUGUAUUGUCCACACUUUAAUGUUCGUGUCGCGCAUUUAUCGAUGUAUAUUUUAUUAUCAUUAUUAUUAUAAUUAUAAUCGUCAUCAUUUUUUUUCCCGCGAUGUUGCACGAAUUCUAGAAGAAUUAGAAAAAAGACUUAGUUAUCUUCGUUCUCGGAAUUAAAAUUAUUUCGAGAGAAUUUGUAAAUAGAAAGUCAAUUGAGUGCAACAUUUUUUCAAAGAUAUACAUUUUUUUUUUUUAUACGUAAUUCAUUGUUCAUUAUUGCUUUUCGUACAUGCUUUCAAUUUAGAUUUCAUGUACACAGUCAUGCACGGUCUUCAUUACAUUUGUAUAACAAUAAAAAAAAAACAAAACAAAACAAAAAAAGCAAAAGUCGAUUUGAUACAAUAAUAUCAUUGACAUGAAACACAAUCAAAGGUUUUAGUGCAAGAAAUGCAAGCUCAAUUCUUGUAUCUCGAAAUGUAUUUCAAGAGCACAGGCCUGUUCAAUAACUAGAAACUUACAGUUAGGUAAAUUAUAUAGUGUAAUACUCUUUUUUGAAAAAGAGCGUCAGUUUUCGUUUUAUUAUUGAUCUGUAUAGUAACUACGAUGUGAUAAUGAAUUAGGAAAUCUUCGGAAGACCUUUUUUUUCUUUCGUUCUUUUUUUUUGAUGAAAAUUGAACAGUUUGAAUUUUUAUCAGUUUUUGUUAUACUUUGUGUAGAGAAAGAAAAUUUUUUUGUGAAAAAAAAACCAGAUGAAUAUUAUAUAACUGUAAGAAAGAAAAGAGAAACAUUGCGGUUCCAAUUUCGAAUAGGUCCUUUAUUUUUGUUUUCGAAAUUCGAAAUUUUAUUGUAGAACACUUGGAAGAAAAUACAGCGGAACUGAUUUCAA
Messenger RNA from Leptopilina boulardi, 2669 nucleotides. It is a transcript of the gene SCCRO4, whose product is annotated as DCN1-like protein 5. The transcript is spliced from 6 exons. Gene Ontology annotation, cellular component: ubiquitin ligase complex. Bases 688 to 1461 code for a protein of 257 amino acids. The record is from RefSeq and is a predicted model, not a curated record. Gene Ontology annotation, biological process: protein neddylation; positive regulation of ubiquitin-protein transferase activity. Gene Ontology annotation, molecular function: ubiquitin conjugating enzyme binding; cullin family protein binding; ubiquitin-like protein binding. NCBI's taxonomy places the organism in Eukaryota, Metazoa, Arthropoda, Insecta, Hymenoptera, Figitidae.